Molecule: messenger RNA, 1332 nt
Organism: Serpula lacrymans var. lacrymans S7.9
Lineage: Eukaryota; Fungi; Basidiomycota; Agaricomycetes; Boletales; Serpulaceae
Exons: 5
Coding region: 899-1258 (119 amino acids)
Source: RefSeq, a predicted model, not a curated record
GGUGCAAGUAAUCCAGUACACCCUACACCAAUCAUUCUCCUGGGGUCCAUGCUUGAAUGACAGUCUGAAUACUCGCUUUCAAUGGCCAGUGCACUUCAAACCCAGAAGAUAAAUUAUCAACCGAGUAGUGCUUGGGUCGUGCUACCAAAAAAAUAACCUUGAACUUUUCACCGGUCACCUGUAAAUCAAUGGAGCGGCACACAGCUUUUGAACAAGUGGCCUGGUAUACAUAUCAGAGCAAAUCCCUCGUAUAACGUCACCAUCAUCAGACAUCUCAAUCAACUCGAUGGACUGAAAUAAGGCCCUCAGUGAACAAAUAGCAUCGUAGCCAGUCAGGGGUCUGCGGGAAGGUAUGACUCGGACGUGUCAAAUCACGGUUAAUGUAGGGAAUAUUUUGCCCUUCACCCUCACAUCGCAUGAGUCACAAUCGGCCCAAGCAACGUGUAUUUCACUUCGGUUACUCCCCUACCGUUCAUUGCGCAUGGAAAUAUCCUACUCCAGUGUCAGCAAUGUCAGCUGUCAAUGGACGAAAGCAAUUGUCGCAAUACGCCGAGACGUCAGCUUGGUGUACCUGUGCUUGUGCCGCUAGCUGGGAUCAUGACGCGUUUUGAUUCAUCAGCGUAGCCUCGCAUAAACGUAUAGCCUGUAUCAACAGCAUUCCAGAUUUGAAGUCAAGUUUGAACAGGGUUUUAGCCUUAACCAGCACAUCGUGGAAUUGAGAAGCUCUCUACUGACGCUUUACUGUUUAGCACUUUAUCAUGGCAGGGGUGGACAGCGUGAUUUAUCGGGGGCUAAUGUAUCUCCCUGAAACAGUGCUGUCAAGCUAAGUUAUCACCCAUUCACCAUAAGUUAGUGUGCUAUCUCAUGAUGGCGUAGUUCUGUGAAUAUUUACCGACUAAUGGAAUACUUCUCCCUGGAAAAUGGAUAUUGUCAUGCUUUGUAUAUGGCUGACUUCGACUUGCAUUCUAAUCUCUGCUCGACUUCCAUGCACUUUUUUUCAUGCCCCACAAAUAUCACAGCAAAAUUCCGCGCGGUGCUCCAUCGGGCUAUCCAGACCGGCUUGCGGGAGGGAGCAGACGACAUCCAGAUCAACGAAGCCUUGCAGCUCCAAAUCGGCUGGAUGCACAUCCACGAUCCAACCCGACACGUACCAAGCCAUGCCCUCUUAUUAUUUAUCAGAUACCAGACAAAUUUCCAGCGGAAUAGACGUGUACAGCCUACCACCAAAAGGGUGGUACGGCCCGCUGCAAAGUCUUAGAUAAUAAAAUGCAUGCAAAAGUGGCAACAGUACUGACAUUCUGAGCAUGCUAUCCCUACAAACCAUAUAAGAAA